Formica exsecta is the source of this 7194-nucleotide messenger RNA. RefSeq names its product cadherin-89D (gene Cad89D). Gene Ontology annotation, cellular component: adherens junction; catenin complex; plasma membrane. The record is from RefSeq and is a predicted model, not a curated record. Gene Ontology annotation, molecular function: cadherin binding; calcium ion binding. The transcript has 21 exons. Gene Ontology annotation, biological process: adherens junction organization; cell morphogenesis; multicellular organism development. NCBI's taxonomy places the organism in Eukaryota, Metazoa, Arthropoda, Insecta, Hymenoptera, Formicidae. The coding region runs from base 275 to 6094 and encodes 1939 amino acids.
CAGGUAAGUACAGCCGGCCCAGUGUACGGUCGGCCGCCGGCUCGGCAAGAAGCUGCGUGGUAGAAGCGAUUGGCUGAUAGCGAGAGGAGAGUCCGAGUGCAUUCAACUCGGUGAAUCCGCGAAUCGUGCACGACGCGCGGCGCAUUCCCGAUCGCUCGCAAUACCGGUGAGGGACGACCGUGGAACAUGUCUGGGAUAUCGCAUCGGUGGAUACGCAUUACCGGGAUGUACGAGGAUACGACGGCGUGACUGACGGAAGAAGAGGGAGCCAGAAAUGUCACGAUCAACGUGGACGUCUAUCUUUUCCGGGCUACAUUCCCGGCUGAUUACGGCGAUUUUGCUGAUCCUUCUCGUUCGAGUUCAUUAUAUAACAGGAUGCCAGUUUUAUCCCAUCGGAGAGUAUCUGAAAUUUGUAAGGGUACCGGAGAAUCUGGCAAUAGGAACUGAAAUCCUUUCGUUUGAAGCCCAUCCGAGAGAUCGACUCGUUAUUACGUCGGUCGACAAGGAGGAGGACGCCGGAUUUUUCGCUUACAAAGCAACGAAUGAGACGCACGUCUCCCUGAUCCUGGCACAAUCAAUGGAGGAUCUGGUGGACGCGGAGUCCCCGAGAAAUCUGUUAAAAUUUCGAGUUUCCUGCGACUCGGGCACCGGUGACUCGUCGGUAUCGUCACAUUUGUCAGUGACGGUCUACGUGGAGGAUAUAAACGAUCACGCGCCACGAUUUGUCGAUGCGCCUUAUCAUGUGACGGUGGACGAACUCACGCCAGUCGGUGUGACGAUAUUCCGCGGAAUUCACGCGCUGGACGGUGACAAGCCGAACACGCCAAACAGCGACGUCUAUUAUGCCAUCGUAAAAGGGAACGAGCAGGGCAAAUUCUCCCUCGAAUCCGGUCACAGAACUGCCUUGAUACUACGCAAGUCAAUCGAUUACGAUAGCGGAGAUCGCGAAUUCGACCUGGUUAUUACCGCGACCGAUCGAGGUGUUCCAGCUAAAAGCACGAACAGCACCGUAAAAAUAACUGUGACAGACAACGAUGAUCUUGACCCAAAGUUUACGCGGGACAUCUACAAGGCGAAGAUUUACGAGUUUUAUCCUGUUCCGGACUACCCAAUCUUCACAGAAAUCAACUUCACCAACCCGAUCCACGCGGUUGAUCGCGAUCGGGACAUAAAUGUGCCCAUGCGAUACGAUAUAAUAUCCGGGAACGAGAGGGGCUUCUUCCAUCUCGAUCCGAAGAACGGUUCGCUGUUCCUGAAACGCGCGAUCGAUCUCGACGCCGAGCGCAGCUUGCCGGGCAACACGUUCAAACUUCAGAUUUACGCGUCGCAAGUGGAUAACCCGUUGAAGAUGACUGUCGCGCGGGUCGAGGUGGAGGUGCUGGAUCUCAACGAUAACCUGCCGCAGUUCGAAGUCGAUCUCUACAAUAUCAGCAUCGUGGAGAACCUGCCGAACGGCUUCAGCGUGCUGCAGGUGAUCGCGCGCGACAAGGAUCAAGGAGAAAACGGAAAGUUUGAUUACCGGUUGGAGGAUCCAUCAGGCGCGUUCUCCGUGGAUCCGGGAUCCGGUUGGUUGACCGUGCGGGAUCAAGCGAUCCUGGACCGCGAGAAGCGGGAUCGUCUGAAGAUGAAAGUACACGCUGUCGAGCACCGGCCGAGUGUCGUCGCGACAGGCGAAACCUUCGGCAAAUCCUCCGUGGAUGUCGAGAUCACUUUGCUCGACGCCAACGACAACAAUCCCAUCUUUGUGCCGGGCAAUCUUUACGAGCUGGUGGCGAGGAGCGACGCGAAGAUCGGAACUGUGUUAGGACAAGUGCACGCGGUGGACGACGAUCUAGGCCCCAAUGGGUCGGUACGUUACCAGUUGCAGAAGCCGGGCAAUUCCACGCUGCGUAAACCCCCGUUCGCGGUGAACGAGAGUUCAGGUCUAAUCUCGGUGUCGGAGAGUCCGAUACUCGAGGGUAGGCACGCGAUUUUUGUGGAAGCGGCCGAUCAGCCGGCGAAUCCCAGUGAAAGAAGAUUCUCCUUAGCGGUCGUCACGGUGGACAUUUUUCGAGCAGAUGGUCCAGAUUCGUGGGAGCCAGAUUUUGUCGGCGCGCCUUACGAGUUUUGGGUCGGCGCGAACGUGCCCGUAGGCACCAGCGUCGGGCAGAUUCGCUUAAACGACGCCGUUAAAACUAACGAUCUCAUCUAUGAUCUUCUGCACGGUUACGAGGAGGGAGUUCCAUUUGCCGUGGAGGAGCGCUCGGGCACGAUAAGCGUCGUGGAGGAGAUCGAGCGCUUCGAUCGGUCCGUAUACGACUUCGAGGCGAUCGUCACCGAUGAGCGAGAGCUGACGCUGAUCACGAACAUCUCGAUUCACGUAGUGGAUCCGAACGACGACAGGGGCAUUUUUACGAAGGGAACGACCACCGCUCCUUUGGUCUUCCACGUGAUGGAGAAUGUUCCCGAUGCAUUGAUCGGCCAAGUGCUUCCGCACAAUGGCACAGCAUCUGGCAUUCAGUUCCUUAUCGUUAAUCAGCAGGACGUGCCGGAUGUCGCCAUUAUGAAUGACGGUUCUCUCUAUGCUCCUCAAGGCCUAGAUCGCGAGGCGAAGGAGAAUUAUAGCGUCACCGUGAUUGCCGAGGGAUCGCGCGGCGUGGGUGUAUUUCAGGUGCGGAUCAUCGUCGACGACGAGAACGAUCACGCGCCGGAAUUCACGCUGUUCGAUUACGAAGGCCGGAUCAUGGAGAAUAGUCCCCCGGGAACGGAGGUCGCUUUGACAGAUCCGAUCGCGGCGAGCGAUAAGGACGAAGGCAAAAAUCGGGAUUUCACGUUUGCUCUACAAGGCGAGGGUAGCGGCCUGUUCAGUAUCGAUCCGUUAACGGGCCGAGUAUUCUUUUUGGGUAUCGAAGAUAGAACCCUGGAUCGUGAAACGAAAGCAAAUUACGAGCUGCAAAUUAUCGCCACCGAUAGUGGUGGACUCAAGUCGGAAAGUAUUCUGAGGAUAACGGUGCUCGACGCGAACGACAACGCUCCAAAGUUUAUACGGAUGGUGGUCCUGCCGGAUCAAGGGGUGCGCGUAUCGCACGAUCCAAGUGAAUCCGUUGAGGUAGAAGAUGGGGAAGCACAUCAGACUAUCGAUGGCGGGCGACGUUCGCCGUUACUGCUGGUGCCGGAGAACACGACGAUUGGCGUGCCCAUAAUCCGCCUGCUGGCGGACGACAAGGACGAGGGUGCGAAUGCGGCGAUAACGUACAGUCUGAGCAAUGAAACGACCUUGAACGGGGUGAGGUCCCGUCGUUACGACGUGACCAGCCGCCGUUACUUCCACCUCGAUCCGCGCACGGCCGAGAUAUCUAUCGCUCGGAAUCUACCGCCGGAGAAAGAUAUCCGGCUGUUUGUCUUGGCGAAGGACUCGGGCGGCCUCUCGGACAACAUCACCAUCCGGAUCCAUGUGAUGGACGUGAACGAUCACGCGCCUGUCUUCGACAAGUCCUGGUACAUCUUCGACUUGGCCGAGGGCACCUACAGCAAUCACGCGGUUGGCGAGGUGCGAGCGUUCGAUGCUGAUUUUGGGGCGAACGCCGAUCUCAGCUACGAGCUGAUCACCAGCCACGAGGAUUCAAUACAUACCGGCAACUUGUCGCGUUCGUUCCACGUGGAUCCUCAUGAGGGAAUAAUACGAGUGAGCGGUACUCUCGACCGCGAGAGAGCCGCGACUCACCGUCUCCUUGUGGUGGCGCACGAUCAAGGUUCGCCAAGUCUAAGCUCGUCCGUGGAGGUGGAGAUCAAUGUGCUGGACGUGAACGACAACGCGCCGACAUUCCACGGCUACGACGAGCUAGAAAAAGAGGGCAAUCGAUUGCCGAUCUACCGUGUUUCCGUUCUGGAGAACAUUCCGAUCGGCACGCAAGUGGCCAAGGUAUACGCGAACGAUAGCGAUUUUGCCGGGAACGGAAACGGAUUGAUCCUGUUCGACCUGAGCUAUCAGGAUCGCACGGAGAAGCAAUACUUUGCAGUGGACAGCAAGGAAGGUAUCAUCGUGACCAUCGCCAAGCUCGAUUACGAGACCAAGAGCGAUCAUCGUUUGAUCGUCACGGCGAGCGAUCUAGGCUCGCCGGUCAGCCUGACUUCUUCGGCUGUGGUUCUCGUCACUGUGCUGAACGUCGACGACGACGAGGAAACGGACAACAAGGUGUCUAACAUGCCAACCUUUCGGCACCGUUAUUACGAGAUAGAGGUCGAUGAAAACGUCUCCGUGCCAUUACUGAUCGCGCAGCUCGAUCUAGCCGACAAUUAUCACGGCGAUCAUAUAAGAUAUAGCUUGGCGGCUGACGGUUCCGAUGGCAGGGAGCACUUCUCGGUAGAUUCGAAGAACGGUUCUCUAUACUUGAUGACGGAGAUCGACCGGGAGACCAGAGAUCGGUAUGAGGCUAAAGUCAGAGUUGAUCGAUUGAAGAUGGGCCGGGGCAUGCCGGUGAUGAUUUAUCCGGUCGUCGGGGAGAGACUGAACGGUCUGGCGCCUAACGAGGCUAGAGUGGUUGUCAGGAUAAAGGACGUGAACGACAACGCGCCUAGAUUCAAGUCGAGAGACAGACCUAUCCUUGCUGCUAUACCCACUACCGCUCAUUACGGUUACGAGGUCGUCAAAGUGGAGGCCGAGGAUCCGGAUCUGGGAAUAAACGGCGAGAUACGCUACCAAAUUCUCGGUCGGGAGGACGCCCCACGUUUCGCCAUUGACCCACUCAGCGGUCAAGUGCGAUCUGUGGCGAGUUUUGGCCGCGACGCCGGUCGCGUCUUCGGUUUCGACGUCAAGGCCACCGACAGACAGGGCGCCGAGAGCGGACGGAGCAGCAUCGCCAAUGUCUUUGUGUACGUGUUGGACGAUCAGAAGCAAAUCAUCAUGGUUAUGGGACGGAAGCCUAUCGAGAUCGAGCCGGAGCUCGAAAACAUCACCAUAGCGCUGCAGAAUGUCACUGGUUUGGACGUGCGGGUAAGAAAAUUGGAGCCCCACAUCGAAAAGAACUUGAUCGACGCGGCCUCCACCGACGUUUAUUUGUACGCGAUCGAUCCACAUCUGAACGUUAUGGUGGACAUGGAUACUUUGAACAGCGUCUUUAAUACCAAGAAGGUGGACAUUAAACGCGAGCUGGACGAGUUUCGCGUGCUGGAGAUAGCCGGUAGCACACCUCGCAGAGGCAGUCAACGUUACUUGUUAUCCACUCUCGAAGUAGCCGUCGUGGUGCUCGGCUGCGUCGUCUUCGUGGGCGCCCUCGUGACCGCCCUAUGCGUUACCUGCGUCCGUCGCAACAAACGUCGCAGACGACGAGACAAGGCCAUGUUUUCGACUGUCAGCCCGGUCGGAUUCGCUCUGACGGAUCCUGCCGGUACUCUGCAGAAGCCGCCGCUCUUUCCUACCUUCGUCGACGGUCUUCAUUACGACCCCGAGCCCUUUUGCUCCGAAGUGCCCAGGCGUCAGAGCAUAUGCGAGCACGGCGGCAGCUGCGUCCGCUUUCAUACGAUGGGCGGGGGCGGAAAACACGCGGUGCGGUCGACAGGUACCUUGAAAGGCCUCGAGGCAUCUGCGACAUCCUUACAUUCCAGCGGUCAGGAUUCUGGUAUCGUGGCACGUACCUCCUGUCAUUGCAGUCACUCGUCCAGUCCUUCCAGCGGCGAGAGCAGCAACGGGUACGAGGAUUCGCUCAAGUCCCUUCAGCGUCACGAGCGAUGCAACGACAUUUCGCGCGGGGGGUCUCACGACACCUCGAGCGUGGUUGGCAGACGAGCAAAGCUGGCGGCGAAACGGCGACAGCGAUUCCAUUCCUUCUCGAACGGCGAAUCCGUUUAUACCCACGAGAUGAUGUUGCAACGGGAACAGCAUUGCUGUGCCGGUGGUACCGGUACCGAGAAGAGACGGCAAGCAGAGCAUCGCCGCGCGCAUUCCGAGGCGGAGAACAAUAUCACCGAGACGGUGAUACAUGAGCAUCCCGGAACGGAGAUCUCGUUAGCCGGCUCCCAAACGAACCCCACGUCGACCACCCUUCACGGUAGGUCCAAUAUCGACGAAGCUAGGAGACGGAGCAGCUGGAAUAGAUAUAAUUUCGGUGCAACAUAACAAAAGGUACAUCCUUAAUAGGACACAUUUGUCGAAAUUGAGCGGAUAAUCGUAUUCGCAGGUACACCCAGAACCAGCCACAUGCUCUAUUAGCGGAGUCGAUUUGUAAAAAACGGAGAAACAUCUCCGAGGAGCGCGAGGAAUAUAUAACGGCUGCAAGUUCUUUGUUUUUAUUCGAUAACGUUAUUUUUCUUCGUAAAUUUGGAAUAUAAAUUAUUUUUGUACGUUGUAUAUGCUCUCGUCACACACAGUUGGAAAAUUUGUGUUUUCUUGUUAAAAAAUAACCCGUUUAAAAUUUUUGUGUUAAAUAUUUAACACAUUCAUGUGUUAAUUUAACAUAUUGCUGUUGUGUUAAUUGAACUCAAAUGUUAAAUUAUUAAAACAACUAAAAAAUAAUUUCACACAAUAGGUAUGUUUCGUAUUAUUAGUUAGACAGGAUUUAUCUGUUAAAAUUUACAGAAAAAAAUGUUGAUUUUAUUCUAUAAUAAGAGUGAGAAUGACUACGGACCAUUAAUAACAUUUUUGCAAGUUAAUUUUAUCAUUAAAAAUAUGUUGAUUUUACACAAAAUUUAUUUCAAAUUAUUUUGAAGCUUGCAUUUAUUUUGUGUUAAAAUAUUAACGUAAAUUAAUGUCACCAUUUAAUAUAUCCAUAUUAUGUUAAAUUAACACAAAAAUUUAUAUAGACUGUUUGAGACAUAAUAUUUAUUAAAUUUAACACAAAUUUUUCAACUGUGUAGCGUGUCAUCUCGUUGCCAAAGUAUUUGCACGUCGUCGAAUCGGAGAAAAUCACUCAUUUCUGUAAAUACACGACACCGUUUUCAAUUUUUCAUGUUACUCUUUUGAUUAAUCGAGAUUAGAUUAGACCAUGGCGCGGCAAUAACUAUGUCGAUUAAGAUUAUUUAUAGCGCAAAUAUUAAAACUCAAAAUGCGAAUGUUAUUCAUGUAUAAUAUAAAGCAUAUACAAUUUGUUGUAGAUAUAUUUUGUGAAUAUGUCCAUACUUCGAUCGGUUAUAUUCUCGAUUAUAUUAGCUUCGAUUUAUUUUAUAUAUACAUAUAUAUAAUUAUUUAAUAUAUAUAUAUAUAUACUUUUGUAAAAUGUA